Acanthosepion pharaonis is the source of this 777-nucleotide messenger RNA. NCBI's taxonomy places the organism in Eukaryota, Metazoa, Mollusca, Cephalopoda, Sepiida, Sepiidae. The record is from the annotation of a GenBank genome assembly.
AUGAUUGCUCCAGGUAUGCCAGCGCUCCCCAAUCAACCAACCAGGGCUCUCCCUGCAAAUGCCCAAAUAUGGGGGAGCUCCGCCUCCCUCCUUGGAAGUCUACCUGGGCCUUCUUCAUUUGAUCACCUGAUUAAACCCAUCUCCUCCAUGAUUUGCCAGACAGUAAACCCACUCUCUAAUAGAGUCCACUUCACCCUGCCUCUCACUGUAAGGGAUCUUUUUAGUGGGCUAUUCAUUACUUCUCUCUCCCUACUUGAUUCUGUCUUUCUUCAUCUUCGUCGUGUUUUAUUUCUCUCAACUGCUUUUGGAGUUGGGAGAGAGGGGGGUAUUUCAUUCUCUUUUUUCUCAAUCACUCAGCUCUUCUCCGUUUUCGGGACGUUUCGAGCCAAAACCCAUUUAAGUUCUCUGCUUAGCACCCGUCCAGGCGGUAAGUCCCAUGAGAACAGGCGAAGCGGUGGUACUCUGUUCUUUCUGGAGUCUCUCUGUCGUAUUCUGUUUGCGAUGUCUCUGCGUUCUUUUUUUAUGGAUCAUGUAUUCACACCUUUCUUUUAUUCUUAUUUUCAUCUCUCCCUUCCUAUUUUACAAAAUCAUUCUUUCUUUCAUUUAUUUCUCGCUUCUUAUUCUACAUACGUUUCUUUGCAUGUCAACAUUUUCUCAAUUUUAUUCCUUUCAAUCUUUGAUUCUUUACUAGUCGAUAUGCCUUUCUUUCUUUCUUUCUUUCUUUCUUUCUUUCUUAGCUCCCCUCUCAAAGAGCUGCAAAUUGUUUCAAGAUAUUAG